GCGUGAAACCUCGGAAGCUCCGACGGCUGGUGUUGAGGCGAAAAUGAACACCCCUAUGAGGUCAAAGAGCAGCCUGCGCCAUACCAACCGUAAAGGCAGUGACACGAGCUUUUCAAGUGGCUGCUCUUACAGCCCGUUGCCCCCAUCUGUAGUGCCGGACUUCAAGACUCCUGACUUUGAGCAGUUCCGUAGCCCUUUCAAGGACUGCACCAUACACAGGAAUCCCAGCAAAGGUUUUGCCAUGCGAUACGAUGACAGCUCUUCAGAGCUCGAUUCUCCGGUAAGCGCUACGAUCGACGUCAAGAAAACAGUGGCCUUCCCGAUCCCCGACACGCCAGCACAUUACACUGGCACACCCGAACUGAGUGGCAGCCCCGAGGUGUUCACACUUCCCGUCAAUGUGACCAUGAGGCGAAGGCGUGCAACGAGGAAUGUGUCUCCCCUUGUUCUACCGGAAUCGUUGCCGGAACACCUUACGGAGAGAUUAGAACAGGAGCCUGAAGGUGACAAAGGUGAUGAAUCGGGCGACAAAGAUGAUGAAUCAGACAUGUCUGACUAUGGCGAGGACACGGGGGGCGCCACAGAAAUCCCCAGUGCUCGAGCACCGACGGUGCCGCUUUUCCCGAGCCCGGACUUGGCAGCCUACAGGCGCAUCAUCCACGAGGAGAUGGCCAGGUGUUACGGUGCACACAUAGUGUCACCAGUCUCAACAGCCGAUUCUCCGGCAAGCACAGUGUCAGGAAUGUCGACUGGCGGCCACAUUGCCUCAUCUCCAGCUGUGGAGACUACCCCUGCAGUCCUCGUCCGUCGACACUGGCCACUGCCUUCGCGGGACUGUCGGCACAGCCAAGACUGAGCCCGAUUCUGAAGUUGUCGUCGCAACAAAAGGGCCACCUGAGUACUGUCUUGGAGUGCACGGAGACAAGCGACAAAGGGAGUGGGACAACUGCACUCUGGGCUCAUCCAGAAGAGUCUCUGAUAACGAAUGCCAGGCAGCCGUCAUUGAUUGAUGGGAAUUUCAGCUGUAUAUCACCAUCGGUGGCAUUUGGCCAUGAAGAGCUGGAUCGGCAGUCCGAACAGCCGCUUUCAGACUCGCUGCUUUCGUUCAUGAAACACGAGCGAAGCAUUCUGCAGGCUUCCUUGGAUGAGGGUGCCGUUCCUUUCCAAUAGCUGAGCAAGACAACUGUCGAGUCUGACGGCCGUCUCUGUGUCUUCACUUUUGACAACGGACACUGUUUUUGACAACUGUGUUAAAUAGUGCGAACCACUUUACUUUGACCAGCCAACAAAAGGCAGCAGGAGAGGGCCUGCACCAACUCUGGCAGUGUGAAAACCUAUUAAGCUGUUCUUUCAGUUGGCAGUGGUUGUCAGUUUUAGUGCUCUGCGUUUUUUUCUUUUUACAAGAGCUGCUGCAUGCAUGUAGGCUCGUACUUAUGACCGUGAAGUAAAUUAUUGCACCAAAAUUUUUUAUUGUGGACAAAUGGGCUGGUACAAUAUAUAUAUAUUGUUGCGCACAUGCACGAAGACAAAAGCGUA
Molecule: messenger RNA, 1536 nt
Organism: Rhipicephalus microplus (southern cattle tick)
Lineage: Eukaryota; Metazoa; Arthropoda; Arachnida; Ixodida; Ixodidae
Source: RefSeq, a predicted model, not a curated record